Messenger RNA from Theobroma cacao (cacao), 1514 nucleotides. RefSeq names its product FkbM family methyltransferase. NCBI's taxonomy places the organism in Eukaryota, Viridiplantae, Streptophyta, Magnoliopsida, Malvales, Malvaceae. The record is from RefSeq and is a predicted model, not a curated record.
GCCCAGAGCCCUCCAAGACACCAACUCAUUCCACACAAAAAACUCCAAACGCUUACCGAGAGAUCCAGUCUAUCGAGCUCCACAUCUUUCCCGGAAAACCUCUGUUCUUCCCAAAAAUCCAUUUCAAAAGGAAAAAAAAAAGCCUCUCAUUUCCAUGGCAAAUGCAUGGAAAAGAGAUAACAGCAAAACCCAAAAGCUCCUCUCACCCAAAUCCCUCCUUUACCUCCUCCUCCUCUCCCUCCUCCUAUACCUCUCCGUCUCUUUUCUUUCCCCUAAAAACCCCACCUUUAUUCCCACAACUCCCUCUUAUAAGACCCAAAGAACAGUCCAAAAUUUCCCACUUCCUCCUUAUAACUGCCACAACUCCCCACAAUCCCACCCCAUUGUUGCGAACAAAGUAGAACAUCUCAAAUACUCUUUCAUUUACUCCCUAGCUGACUUAGGUUCCCUCCCAGACAAGCCUCACAAGAACAUUGUGAGACUUCUUAAAGGUAAGCCCUUUCGUCGACCUGACAUCUCGGCUACCAUUCAGGAUGUCCUAGAAGGCAAAAACAGAGAUGGGUUUGUCGUGGAUGUCGGUGCCAAUGUCGGGAUGGCGAGUUUCGCGGCGGCGGUUAUGGGGUUCAAGGUGUUGGCUUUUGAGCCGGUUUUGGAGAAUUUGCAAAGGAUUUGUGAUGGGGUUUGGUUUAAUAGGAUUGAGGAGUUGAUCACUGUUUUUGAAGCCGCUGCAUCUGAUCGGAAUGGAAAUAUUACAUUCCAUAAGUUGGUUGGCCGGCUGGACAACAGUGCUGUUUCUGCCAUUGGUGCAAAGUUGGCAUUCAAAUCCAAUGAAGAAAUAGCUGUUCAAGUGAGGUCUAUCCCUCUUGAUGAAGUUAUCCCAGAGUUGGAACCAGUGCUUCUGCUUAAAAUAGACGUUCAGGGAUGGGAAUAUCAUGUAUUGAAGGGAGCCAAAAAGUUAUUAUCCAGGAAGAAAGGUGAAGCCCCAUAUCUAAUCUACGAGGAAGAUGAACGACUGUUGCAAGCAAGUAACAGUACUGCCAAAGAGAUACGGAACUUUCUAAGUAGUCUGGGUUAUACUCAUUGCACCCAGCAUGGUACAGAUGCCCACUGCACCAAGAAUUAGUGCAAGUACCAUGAAUGUGCCACAGAUGAGAACCUAACUGCAACUCUGUUGUUUACAUACAAUUUCUCUCAGUCCUCAGGCAGUGCACGCAGUUAUCCCAAUACAAAUUUCUUAAUUUUUUUGAUAGAGAAGAUACCACAAUCCUUUGAGUUGGUAAUUUGAUGGUUAAGGUUAAUGGAAGCUUUUUAAUGCUCAACGCAGUAAGUGGUGACGGGUUGGAUGAAACUGUCACUGAGCUCUCAUCUCGUGCUGCUAGAUAUUUACUUUCUGGUUUUGUCAGAUGGAUGAAACUGUUGUUGAGCUCUCAUCUCAUGCUGAUAGAUUUUUGCUUUCUGGUUAUUGUCAGAUGUGUGCUCACUGGCUUUUAAAUGUAUAAUUCUUCUUUUCCCAA